AUGGCAUCUACCAAGGAUAGCGGCCUCGGCCAGCUUGGUGCCAUGUUUGAGCUGCGCUUCAAGCACAUCUGCACCAUGCACAGCAAGGGCGAGACUGAAGCUGCAGAAGCCAAGGCUCUGGAGCUUCUUGCUGAGCCGCGACUUGGACGUCUUCACAAGGCAGGAAUGCACAUGAUACUUGCCACAUCCGAGACCGACUUCGUUCAUCACAGCCUUGAAGCUGUGAGACUCUUCGGCGAGGCCCUUCAGGAGCAAGAUAUUACUGAGGCCCAGCGAGCUUCUUUGGAGCACUGGCAUGCUGAGGCCAAGAAAUUGUCGGAGGAGGCUCGCAGCGAUCAGAGCGCUAUCGACAACGAAAUCAAUGAGAAACUGAAGAGUGGAAUGACAAUGCGUCAGAUUCAGGAUGCUCAGCUGAGCGAAAUGUACGAGCGUCUGGCGAGAAUUGGCGAGGAGGAAGGCGCAUCCGCAGAGACCUCGACGGCGGCUCCUUCCGACCAGGACGCAGAAUUAUGA
Colletotrichum siamense is the source of this 513-nucleotide messenger RNA. RefSeq lists its product as uncharacterized. NCBI's taxonomy places the organism in Eukaryota, Fungi, Ascomycota, Sordariomycetes, Glomerellales, Glomerellaceae. The record is from RefSeq and is a predicted model, not a curated record. Bases 1 to 513 code for a protein of 170 amino acids. The transcript has 3 exons.